Eriocheir sinensis (Chinese mitten crab) is the source of this 2119-nucleotide messenger RNA. Its product is annotated as caspase-like. Gene Ontology annotation, molecular function: cysteine-type endopeptidase activity; protein binding. The record is from RefSeq and is a predicted model, not a curated record. The transcript has 7 exons. Bases 113 to 1582 code for a protein of 489 amino acids. Gene Ontology annotation, biological process: proteolysis. NCBI's taxonomy places the organism in Eukaryota, Metazoa, Arthropoda, Malacostraca, Decapoda, Varunidae.
GCUAUCAUUGAAGAUAAGCCGCAUCCGUGUUGCCAAAAGGGGUGCACCAGUCUUGCCAGUGCACACAAGGGCUGUCGUGAGAGUGAGACGUAGGAGAGAAGAGACCGGAGCUAUGGAUACAAAAAAGUUGGUCUGCCUGGUGAAGAUCGGGAACAUGGAUGGGGUGAGGAAUUUAGUUCGGCAGGGCACUCCUCUGGACUACCUCGAGGACCGCCGCUCGCCUCUCAUGCACGCAGCGGUAUCCAAGAAAGUGGGCAUGGUGCGCGAGUUGCUGGACAUGGGCGCUUCUGUUGACUUCACAAACGACGACGGCUUGACGGCCCUACACUGCGCGGCCACCAGCGGGUCACUGAAGGAGGCUGAGGCGCUGUUGGAUGCUGGGGCAGAGCUGGAGGGAAGGACCAACACAGGCAGAACACCGCUGGCUCUGGCGUGCCGCAAUGGACGUCUCCCCACGGCCAAGAUGCUGCUGGAGAGAGGAGCUGAUCCUAACGCGAGGGACAAUACAGGGUGGACGCUGCUCUUCAUGGCUGCCCGCGCUGGUUCCUUGCCGGUGGUUAAGUGGCUGGUGGAGGAGCUGGACGCCGACCCCCGCCCAGAAAUCAAUGGAAGAACCGCGGAGAAGUUGGCAGAGAUCAAGAAACAUCAGGAGGUGGCAGAGUACUUGAGGAACGUUCUCCGAGACCUCCCUGACCCAAUACAGGAAGGACCGAGCCUGAAGAAGUCGCCUAGUGGUACGUCAAAAAGAGACGCCGAGAAAUUGCCCGUCCGAGCCAACAGUCUUCAUGAGUCACAUUGGGUGAGUGGCGGGGCAGUCGGUCCUGCGGAGCUGAGGGUGAAGUAUGCCCACCAGUUGGUCCAGCCGAGCCAUGAUGUUUACGACACCACCACCGACCCCCCAGGCCUAGUCCUCCUCCUCAACUACAGAAAUUUUUCGGAGGUCACUCAUCUGGAAAGAGAAGGAGCUGAGUACGACACUAUUAACCUCGUCAGCGUGUUCGAGCAGAUGGGUUACGAGGUUGAGAGUCACGAGAACAAGACGUGGGAGGAAACUAUCUGGUGUCUGAAAGAAUUUUCCGAGUCAGAACGUCUGAAGAAAGUUGGCUGCGCUAUCGUGGUAGUUUCUUCUCACGGAGGCAAUGAAAAGCGUUCCUUCUCCACUUCGGACUGCCAAGACGUGUCUGUCGACUACAUUCACAACCUUUUCAUCGAAAAUCAGUGCAGGGAAGUGAGGGAGAUGGCUAAACUAUUCUUCUUCCAGUUUUGCCGUGGAGAUUUUUCCCCCGAAUAUCACGUCGAACAUCAAAUGGACAACUUGAGACGCGCAGCUCCAGAAAACAUCAUCAGUUUUUUCAGCACCUCCGACGGGUUCGUCAGCUACAGGGCUCCGCUCAGAGGCAGCAAGUUCUUGUUAGUCCUGUGCGAGGUUCUGGCCGAGAAUGCCCAUGAAGAAUGCCUUGAUGAACUCUUCCGGGAGGUGCAGCGGCGAUACAGUAUGGAUGAGUUGCGUGCCACGCCGGAGAAGCAGGACCUCAACUUUAUGAAGAAAUUCUACUUUAAUCCUCGCCCCAGAGAGUGUUAGCUGGAGAGAUAGCCUCACCGAGGAUGGCUAUACUCCGGUUCCCAGCCCGUACUGGUUCACUUACGAAACAUAAUCUGGGAUGGUCUUUUUUUCACAGCUCUUUGAGUGAGCUGACUUUUGGUUCCUGUGAGUUGCGAUGUGUAAAAUAAUUAAAGACCUAACAGAAACUCCAACAUUCACUUACAAUUAACUACUAUUUGUUAAAUUGUCUACCUUAAUUAUUUGAUUUUAAUAAGUAAAAUCGUAUAUUACACAUUAUCCGUGUGAGUGACAUUAAUAUAUAUGAAUAAAUUUAGUCGAUAUUCACACAUCUUUCUGAAUUGUAGACCUUUACUAAUGCUGAUAUUUUACUCGUAACAACUGUACAUUCUUUUCCAUCCUUGACUUAAUUAAGACAGUCCCUCCUUUGAUAUACACUUUCUUUCAUAUCUGUAUAAGCUGCUAUAAAUGGUGGAUACAAGUAGGUAACCUAACUCCAACCACAAGUACUCUCCUAAAUGAAUGCAAUGAAAUACACUGAGGGCUAUUACGAACAUA